AUGUCGAAAACGGACUAUUCGCGACAGCCGCGAGGCGAUAACCACCUGGGAGCUGUUCUGGUGCCUGACAUCCAGGAAAAGAGUGCAGUCGCAGUCGAGGAUAGAAGGAUCGACAAAAGAUCAAUGGAAUAUGUCGUUAGAAGUGGACUUGCUGGUGGAGUAGCUGGAAGUGCGGCGAAGACGCUUAUUGCGCCGUUGGACAGAGUCAAGAUCCUGUUCCAGACAUCAAACCCUCACUACAAAAAGUACCGAGGAUCCUUCCGUGGCAUGUUUCGCGCUGUCAACCACAUUUAUUCCAAUGACGGAGUUAGAGGGCUCUACCAGGGUCAUUCUGCAACUUUGCUGCGGAUCUUUCCGUAUGCAGCCAUCAAGUUCGUGUGCUACGAGCAAAUCCGCACUGUGCUGAUUCCGGACAACAAUCACGAGACUGCUGCAAGACGGCUAUUGGCCGGAUCACUUGCCGGAGUUGCAAGUGUAUUUUGCACGUAUCCUCUGGAUCUAAUUAGAGUGCGACUGGCGUUUCAAACCCACCAUUCGGCUCCUGGGUCGCCGGCCCAUACGAAAGGCCAGUUCGGUCAUCUUCUUAGGCAGAUCUACAAUGAGCAACCACGAUUUACCUUCAAUACCGGCGGAGAACUCCAGAAUGAACUGUGGAUAACCAGAACCGUGUAUCGUGCUCUGGGCAAAAACCUCGGUGUUUUUCAAUCACUCACCAACUUCUACCGUGGAUUUGCUCCCACCAUACUGGGAAUGGUGCCGUAUGCCGGUGUAUCUUUCUACACCCAUGAUCUGAUUCACGAUAUUUUCAGAUCGCCAGUCUGGAGUCAGUACACUGUUAAGGGCUCUCCCGAGGUGUUGGCCUCGUGUCUGACCUCCACCCAUUCUCACGAUAAAAGGCCCCCACUUAAGACGUGGGCCCAACUGCUUGCUGGUGGAUCGGCAGGAAUGCUUGCUCAGGCAGCAGCAUAUCCUUUUGAAGUGAUAAGACGCAGAAUGCAGGUGGGCGGUGUUGUGAAUGCAGGUGGGCAGUUCUACUCGAUUACGAAAAUCACACGGAUAAUAUAUGCCGAAAGUGGACUUAAAGGUUUCUACGUUGGACUUGGGAUUGGGUUCAUCAAGGUAGUGCCGAUGUUUGCAUGUUCGUUCUACGUAUAUGAACGGUGCAAGACGAUGUUGAAUAUCUGA
Molecule: messenger RNA, 1185 nt
Organism: Kuraishia capsulata CBS 1993
Lineage: Eukaryota; Fungi; Ascomycota; Pichiomycetes; Pichiales; Pichiaceae
Exons: 1
Coding region: 1-1185 (394 amino acids)
Biological process (GO): transmembrane transport
Cellular component (GO): mitochondrial inner membrane
Source: RefSeq, a predicted model, not a curated record